This is a messenger RNA of Mustela erminea (ermine), 2907 nucleotides long. RefSeq names its product adrenoceptor alpha 2A (gene ADRA2A). Gene Ontology annotation, cellular component: membrane. Gene Ontology annotation, molecular function: alpha2-adrenergic receptor activity. The record is from RefSeq and is a predicted model, not a curated record. The transcript has a single exon. Gene Ontology annotation, biological process: platelet activation; regulation of vasoconstriction; adenylate cyclase-activating adrenergic receptor signaling pathway. Bases 124 to 1521 code for a protein of 465 amino acids. Lineage: Eukaryota; Metazoa; Chordata; Mammalia; Carnivora; Mustelidae.
CGCGGCCCCCUCCCCAUGUGAGGCGCCGCAGGGCGAGCGGGGCGCGGGAGGAAGAGGAGGACCCACGGGCGCCGGGCCGGAAGGCAGCUGGCAGCAGGCCCAGGCAAGCGGGCACCCGCGUUCAUGUUCCGCCAGGAGCAGCCGCUGGCCGAGGGCAGCUUCGCGCCCAUGGGCUCCCUGCAGCCGGACGCGGGCAACGCGAGCUGGAAUGGGACCGAGGCGCCAGGGGGCGGCGCCCGGGCCACCCCUUACUCCCUGCAGGUGACGCUGACUCUGGUGUGCCUGGCCGGCCUGCUCAUGCUGCUCACGGUGUUCGGCAACGUGCUUGUCAUCAUCGCGGUGUUCACAAGCCGCGCGCUGAAGGCGCCCCAGAACCUCUUCCUGGUGUCUCUGGCCUCGGCCGACAUCCUGGUGGCCACGCUCGUCAUCCCUUUCUCGCUGGCCAACGAGGUCAUGGGCUACUGGUAUUUCGGCAAGGCGUGGUGUGAGAUCUACCUGGCGCUCGACGUGCUCUUCUGCACCUCGUCCAUAGUGCACCUGUGCGCCAUCAGCCUGGAUCGCUACUGGUCCAUCACGCAGGCCAUCGAGUACAACCUGAAGCGCACGCCGCGCCGCAUCAAGGCCAUCAUCGUCACCGUGUGGGUCAUCUCGGCGGUCAUCUCCUUCCCGCCGCUCAUCUCCAUCGAGAAGAAGGGCGGCGGCGGCGGCCCGCAGCCAGCCGAGCCGCGCUGCGAGAUCAACGACCAGAAGUGGUACGUAAUCUCGUCGUGCAUCGGCUCCUUCUUCGCGCCCUGCCUCAUCAUGAUCCUGGUCUACGUGCGCAUCUACCAGAUCGCCAAGCGCCGCACCCGCGUGCCGCCCAGCCGCCGGGGCCCGGACGCCGCCGCCGCGCCGCCGGGGGGCGCCGAGCGCAGGCCCAACGGCCUGGGCCCGGAGCGCGGCGUGGGUCCCGUGGGCGCCGAGGCCGAGCCUCUGCCCGCGCAGCUCAACGGCGCCCCCGGGGAGCCCGCGCCGGCCGGGCCGCGCGACGCGGACGCGCUGGACCUGGAGGAGAGCUCGUCGUCCGAGCACGCCGAGCGGCCCCCGGGGCCCCGCAGGUCCGAGCGCGGUCCCCGGGCCAAGGGCAAGGCCCGGGCGAGCCAGGUGAAGCCCGGGGACAGCCUGCCGCGGCGCGGGCCGGGGGCCACGGGGCUCGGGGCGUCGGCGGCGGGGCCAGGGGAGGAGCGUGGCGGGGGCGCCAAGGCGUCGCGCUGGCGCGGGCGGCAGAACCGCGAGAAGCGCUUCACGUUCGUGCUGGCCGUGGUCAUCGGCGUGUUCGUGGUGUGCUGGUUCCCCUUCUUCUUCACUUACACGCUCACGGCCGUGGGCUGCUCCGUGCCGCGCACGCUUUUCAAGUUCUUCUUCUGGUUCGGCUACUGCAACAGCUCGUUGAACCCGGUCAUCUACACCAUCUUCAACCACGAUUUCCGCCGGGCCUUCAAGAAGAUCCUCUGCCGGGGGGACAGGAAACGGAUCGUGUGAGCGCCGGGUGCGCGACCCGCGAACAGACUGGCGCCGGCUGUAGUCGGCGGGGAUCGAGGGGCGCAUUUAUGCAGUCCCAGCACACUGAAACCCGGGUCCUGCCUACUCGGUGUUUUCCUGGCCCAGCCUUGCCCUGCGGCUCCUGUGGGCCUCUACUCUUCCCCUCCCCCCAGGGAAAAGAACUGGCUGGGGGGGGGGCAGGAGGCCCCCCAGUUGUUGUUAGGGUCGCUUAUGACUUGGAGCGAUCCUCCUUGGUUCCUGGGCGUCCCCUAAUCAGUAUUGUUUCCUAAAGGUAUUUUCACCUCCCUUGAGUCCAGCGGUCAGUGCAGAUCAGAGCAAAAAAGCACUGAAUGGACCCCAGAAGGUAUGGUUCACGAAGGAUUAAGGGAUGGGGGUUACCCCGUCCUAGCUAAUUGCUCUCUCUUUCCCCCCAACUCUGUUUUUAAAAAAUGCUCAGGGCAGCCCUGCCCAUCCGCCCUUCCCCCCACUGUAAAUAAACACUAUUUUUGAUAGUACACGCUAAGGUCCCCAGUGUCUGGGCUUAUGAUGCUGUUGGAGAUGCCUUUGAGGCAGACACAUGAUCUUAGGUUCAGGCCCGGCCCCUUUGCAAUGCAAGUCCCUUUCUGGUGACUGCCCCUUGGGGCUGGACCUGCUUUGAGAUUCCCUGAGGGGGAAAAGCUUUCUGUCCAUUUUUUCCCCCUGUGCCUAACAGCAUAAUUGCCUUUUCCUAUGUAAAUAUUACAAGGAGGGACCAAGACAGAAGGAAAUGAACCUUUUUGCCUUGCAGCAGCCCUGUGUAUAAAGCCAUUAUCCUCUGAUGCACCCUUCGCCCCAGUAACUCACUUUAAAAGUCUUUCUUUCCUGGGUCCCUCCCUCCCUCUUUCCCACCUUCCCUCUCUCCAGGGCCACUGCUUGAAGAAUAUGUAUGUUUCUAUCUUGUAUGUUUGUGCACCUGCCCCUCCUUCUCUGAAAGUGCUGACUGCAAGAAAUCUUUUAGCUGCUGUUUUUAGAUGGAGGAGUGGAAAUUAUGUGGAAGAAGCAAACCUGAUACAAUUUGCCCAAGGUAAACAGUUCAAAAAGACAAAUGAGCCUGCCAAACCGUGCAGUUCCAGCCCCGGGAGCUCUUAGGUAUCAAAGUGCUGUCCUUUCCCCCCUGCUUUUCUGGUUGAGAUCAUGUCAUUGACGAACUCCCAAAAUCAAGGGAGGAGGGCGGACACCUCGUGUUUACAUCGAAGUUUCUACACGUUUUAGACAGAGACUCUUUAAGGCCUGCGCUCUUAUUUCACUAAAGACAAACUAAUGGCAGCACUCGUUGCUAAUGACAGUGGAUUUUUUUUUAAUAAAAAGUUUACAGAUCAAAUGUGAAAUAAAUAUGAAUUAAAUGGU